Molecule: messenger RNA, 3169 nt
Organism: Hyalella azteca
Lineage: Eukaryota; Metazoa; Arthropoda; Malacostraca; Amphipoda; Hyalellidae
Exons: 8
Coding region: 520-1710 (396 amino acids)
Source: RefSeq, a predicted model, not a curated record
CGCCGAGGCACAGACAGAAAUGAGCUGCAAUCGACGAAAGCUGGUUUCACAUGGUAACAAUUUAAACAUUCUUUUCCCAGCCCCCAUGGAAAAAUUAUCCAUUGUAAAGUUACGGUUUUAUUAUUAUUCUCCAUUCAUUUAGGGAUUUUUCAAUUUACUUUUGUGAACUUUUAUUCACUCACCGAGAUUUAGUUUUGGCCGUGGGAGUGCAAAUUCUUCACCCGUGAUCACGAGAAAAGUUUCAAAUCCUCAACACGAACUUGCAGACAUUUUUACCCGGACACAAGCGACGAAAAUACUAACGGGUUGCGACACAAGCUUUCUGUGAACGGUAGUGCUAACAACCCCCUAGAAAAUCACGUUAUCCAAAAGUAUAAUCAGUGCAAGUUCAGAGAAUAUGACGGGAACUUUAUUAUCAAUAAAGUUAAUUCUGAAAAUGGCCACGCCCACUUCGUUAGCGAUGACAGAGAUUUCAUAACUAGUCAACGUGAUUAUCGAGAAUCUGGUAACAAAGAAAACAUGAACCAGUGCAAUAUGAAAUCGGUAUCAAGUUCAAGCAACGUCUGCAACGUAGAAUUUUCUUCUGUAGACGUUUUUCACCCUGACUGUGCCCAUUCAAGCUCAAUGAUGGAUUUCUAUCAAGCGGCGAGUGAAACUAAUCUUGUGGGUGGCGGAGUCACAGCAGCAGCGUUCACGGCUCAGGCUGGCGUGCUCUACACCAACACGCUGCAAACUUUGUACAAACACCCCACUCCGCAAGUUGAUGCGUACAUGCAAAGCUGCCUUUGGCCGCACCUGCUUCGUGACAGCAGCAGCGGCGGCAGCAGCAGUCUGGAUCAUUUUAAAGCUGCAGGGCGCAGCAACAACAGCAGCAGCUGUCAGCACCACCCCAGCACUGCACACUGCAGUGUAAAAGCUGCUGAGCUGCGCACUGCGAACGGUGCAGCACUGAGCGUCAUUGCACCGCGCAAACUCGAUGAGGUCGAACGACAAGAAUUCAUUAAUUUGUUGGUCGCCCACCUGAACAGUGAACCCACCUCGACGGUGUGCUUGGGCUUGAACGCGGCGGGCAGAGUGGUGGGCACGGCAGCCACACCCGCCACACUCGCCCGCUUCGUGCGGGGUGUGCUAAACAUCAACGAACACCUCAUCCUCCCACACAUCACAGCCGGCGGGGAGAGUCUGCGGUGUGGUGUUCGCUGUGUCCCGGUACGAGGCAUAGUUACGAGGGAGCUGCUGCGCGACGUCUGGGUCAUCGAAGUGCUGCUCACAGCCGACCAACAGGAGUACUACAACCCUUACAACAGCAGCAGCUACUGGUACCUGGGCCAGGGUGGUAGUGUAAACUGCGUUCCCUUCGACAAGUUCUGCCAGAGCAUCAUCGAUACCACGACUCGCCGUGUCGCCCCUGAUAUCCAGAGGAAGUUUACCGAGAUUGCAGAGCUAGAAGAGCAACUCCGAGCGCUUGAAUUGCAGCAAAAAGAUAUACUUCUCGUCGAAGACGGAAGAGAAGUUUCAUGUAGAAAUCUCGAAGAGCGGGACGAAACUCGCGAUUGCCCCACGUUUAUCCUUGACGCGGCAAGCCGUGCGGUGAACCAAGACGGGGACUCCGAAGCCGCUGAUCGCAAGGUCUCGUCGGCCACGAGCGCGUCUGCAGGACAUCUGUGUGAGCGCUGUUGGCUGCGAGACUGUCCUAUUGAUGCCUACUAGCCAGACCACUUGGAGUGAGAAUUUAUCGCUUACUUGCUUUGUUUUGUUUGAGGUCAAAGUCAUAUUUCAAUUAUGACGAUAAUUGUCUUUUUUUGCCGCAUCAUUCAAGGUCAAGUGAUAUGGUACUGAUAAAUUGACCAUAUCGCGCGGAAAUUAAUAAUAUAAUGUGCCCCGGUACGAGGCAUAGAUACGAGGGAGCUGUUGCAAGUUAGACGUCGUGUUUGUAUAUUUAUUUGUAUCGCGAGCAAAUAUCUCAAUUAAUUGUUGGAGUUACAUCGCACAAUCAUACAUCUAACAGUAUAAGUCAGAAAAUACUGAACAUCAGUACUUUCAGUAAACCGCAGGUUUAAAAUGUACUUUUUCUUUAUUUUAUAAUUUAAAUUGAUUUAAGUUUUUAUUUUUUCUCAUUUAUUAAUUUGCUUGUUUUGUGCUGAAAAGUUUAGUUUCUUUUCACAAGUCAGGACCACAUUGGAAUUACACGGAGAAAUUAUCAGUUUCUCGUGUACUCUGUUGUCGAAUUCGUUUUGCGCUUAGCAAUUGUAUUUUCUUACGGAAUUUCAGAUAGUAUAUAUACGUAUUGACCUGUACAAUUUUAACUUUCUUGCAAAAUACCAAGUUAGGUUGGUAUUGUGAUGAGGAAUUGUAGAUUUGUCACGUAAUUUUAGAUCAAUUUGAUUUUGUGUGAUGGGAAAUUGUUUUUUCUCGCUGAGUUUAACCCACUAACUGUUCACUUUUCCUUCGAUACUUCCUUAUUCAUAUCCGUUCAGUAACAUUGGAGAGCCAAAUUGAUUAUUGGCAUUAGACGAACAGCUUUUCCCAUAAGUUGGCCCUCAAUUGUGAUCUCUAAAUGAAGAUCAGGGCGCAUACUAUCUAUUGUUAUUGGUUAAAGUUCAUGAUUUAUCUUCGGGCUUCACGGCAGUAAAUGGGUUAACGCCAUGUGCAUGCUGUGUCGAUGUUUACCGUUCUCUCAAGAAACGAAGCUUCUUCCUUUACAUACAUCUAUGCUACCGCAGUCAUGAGUGAAUUGAUUGGAAGCCGCCCAACUUCACCGAAUUCGUCGCUGGUUGCAGUAUAUUAGUCUUCCGGAGCGAGUGUUGUGCAUCGAUGAACUUGCGUAAUUCUUCAACUACACAAAACUGAUGCAUUUAAAUUUUACCUAAGAAAGUUUGUUGUUUAGGUUAAAUAUAACUUGCAGAAGUUUCAUUGGAACCCAAAACUUCAUUCGAAACGAGAUUUAUUCACUCGUGUUUUUUUUGUGUCUGACAUCAUGAGUGAGGGCAUAAUCAAAGUGCCAGAAUGACAAGUUGUGCAUUUCGUGGUUCGGAAAAUAAUCCUACCCAAUCGGUGACCAGUCAAGAGGCUAUGAUCCAAGCCAACUCUUCCUUCACGUCACCGCUACAUGCUUUCCAAUAGUUAUGGUGCCGUUCAACCAUCGAGGAUAAUCAAGAGUUCAAUUUGA